UUGUACGCUUUAUAUUUUUCUUCUAAAUUUGUACAUAAAUCCACCAAGCAAAAUGUUGUAUUUGGAGGAUUAUUUGGAGAUGAUCGAGCAGCUGCCGAUGGACUUGCGGGAAAGGUUCACGGAAAUACGUGAAAUGGAUCUGCAAGUGCAAAAUGCUAUGGAUAAUCUUGAUGAUCGGGUAAAGAAGUUUUUUGAGGCUGCAAAGAAGACAAAACCGGAGGCAAAAAUCUAUGAAGCUAUUCGAAAGGAUUAUUACAAAGUACUAGAGGACUGCGAUGAAAAAGUGCAACUGGCCAACCAAGUUUAUGAUCUGGUCGACCGCUAUCUUCGUAAACUGGACCAGGAGUUGAAUAAAUUCAAAAUGGAAUUGGAAGCCGACAAUGCUGGUAUCACCGAGGUUCUUGAAAGACGGUCCUUGGAGCUGGACAUCCCACAAAAACAGAUGCAGGCACCAACGAGAGGAGAAAAAAGGAAGAAUCACUUUGACAAUCAUGUCGAUAAGAAGUCUCAGUCGGAAAAGAAACACUUGUCCAACCUCAACGCUGAUAUGAACCAGGACAUGCUCAGCUUCCGUUCAUCCAGCCUGACAAUGAAGGGAGGUUCCUCGCUACUGGAAGGCAGAGACUCUGCGUCGGCCCAACCCGCCCUGUCCUACAGUCUCGGCCAUGUUGGUGCAGGGAGCAAUGCCAUUGCUCUAGCCGCAGCUCAAGCUGUGUCUAACACAUUACAGAUGCAACAAGGAAGGCGCACAGCCAGCCUGAAAGCAAGUUACGAGGCACUGAAGUCUGGAGGGUUCAGCGGACUGGGUGGAGUCGGGAGAGAUACCAGUCAAGCGUCAUCAAGUACUGCAGCCACUACAUCCUCCACACCAACAACGACAGAGAGUGGCAGGCAUAGGGGUCGAAGCAGGAACAAUUCGCGAGCGUCCACCCCCAGCGUGACCAGCGCCCAGCUGCAGCCCCAGUCAGCGGUGUCGUUACAGCCUCUAGCAGACCUCCUGACUGAUAGUAUCCUAGAGGACACCAAUCCACCUGCCCCUGAUUGGUCGUAUGAUCCCAAUGAACCACGGUACUGCCUCUGCAAUCAGGUAUCCUACGGUGAAAUGGUUGGCUGCGACAACAACAAUUGUCCGAUCGAAUGGUUCCACUACGGCUGUGUGGGCAUCACAAACCCUCCUAAAGGAAAGUGGUUUUGUCCGCAGUGCACCGUAGCCAUGAAACGAAGAGAGAAGAAGGAUUCAAGCAACAAGAAAUGAAGUGCAAUAGUUUUUCUUUGGACAAUAAUGCUAGUAAAGACUCUUUUCAGAAGAGAGGACGAGGGCUUCACAGGCGCCAAAUCUUUACAGAAGACCUCCAUUGUUUUGUUGCUGUGCCAGUGAAGUUAAAAGGAAGAGCAGACGAUCUUGUGGAUGAUCAGAUGAUGAAGGCAAUGAUGUCAUUCUUGGACACUAGUCAAUGUACCAUAGACACACUGGUUGACUGAGUGGUACUUUGGGAUGUCAUGGCUGAGUGGUUUAGAGCAUCGAAUUCAAGUUCUGGUGGUUCAGAUCAUUGGAGUGUAGGUUCA
Molecule: messenger RNA, 1566 nt
Organism: Asterias rubens (European starfish)
Lineage: Eukaryota; Metazoa; Echinodermata; Asteroidea; Forcipulatida; Asteriidae
Product: inhibitor of growth protein 3-like
Exons: 10
Coding region: 53-1255 (400 amino acids)
Biological process (GO): regulation of DNA-templated transcription
Cellular component (GO): NuA4 histone acetyltransferase complex
Source: RefSeq, a predicted model, not a curated record